UUGGUGCCUUCCAUUAACCACCCCCCCCUCCCCUCUCUCCGGCCCCCACGGGAGAGUCCCGCCGUUGUCCUCUCAACCACCCCCACCUACCCCUCCACCUUCACCAUCCUCCUCCUUCACCUCCUCUAUCUGAUGUGGCGCUGACUCCAUAGCCUAAAUCUUCGCCGUCCUUGGCUCAGGUAGGAUUGGCGUGGCGUGGCUUGGCCUGGCUUGGCUUGGCGAGGCGUGGCUUGUCUAGGAGGACAUCGGCUUCGUCUUUCUUCUGCGGGUCGUGAGCGCGCUCGGGAGUGCGCUGCGCUUCCUCUCUUGCGCCAGUGACCAUGAUUCGCUCGGUUGUCCGUAGCUUGGUGGCGGGCGCGCGCGCGCAUGCGCACAGUGUGGGCGCGGGGGGAAGCGUGGGGGCGAAGACAUUGGCGCCGACCGUGUUAUCCUCAUCAGUGCCUAUUCAACUGUUCAGCGUACCUGGCAAGUAUGCGACGUCACUUUUCAAGGCAGCAGUGAAAGCGGAUGCCCUCGAACCUGUGGAAACAGAGUUGCGUACAAUAACAGAGCUCGGAGAAUCCAACCAACUGGUUCACGAUUUUCUCAAGGAUCCUUCGGUGCCAGUGCGUGACAGAAUUGCAGGGAUAGAGGACAUUUCCAAACAUUUGAAAUUCUCCCCACUCACAAAUAACUUCUUAGCUCUUCUGGCAGAGAACGGAAGGCUAGAGGAACUCAACCGGAUUGUGGGUCAUUUCUCCGACCUCUUGAUGGCGCAUAGGGGGGAGGUGAAAGCAACGAUUACAUCGCCUUUGGAACUCACUACCCAGGAGAUCACAGAUCUGAAGAGUGCUCUGCAGGCUCGGUUGGAGCCCGGGAAGAAACUUCUGCUCUCUCAGAAGGUGGAUAAGAGUAUCAUCGGCGGAUUGGUCAUCGAACUUGGGGACAAGAUGAUUGACAUGUCGAUAAGGACGAAAAUGAACAGGCUGCGAUCGCUCCUUUCUGCUCCUCUGGACCUUGAGACUGCCAAUUCUACCACUGGUGCUGCUGCAGAAUAAAUUUCCUUCACUGUCAUUGUGCAUCAAGCGAGCGAUGAACAGCUGGACGGACCGGAUACGAUCGGAUUGGAUUGGAUUGGAUUGGAGGAUCAUUGGCGGGCGAUCGUGCCAAAAAAACGUUUUUGGCAAGUGUGGUUAAUUUGGCUGAGAGCUUCGAUCUGAACCGUCAGUGUGCGUGCACAAGGAACGCCGUCGCCAAUCGAUCGCACGGCUCUCUAUAAGUUUUUGGCAAAAAGAUUGCGACUGGUUGUUCCCCUCCCCCCCCGCCCUCCCCCCCCCCAGCUGGUGAGGACGGAAACUGACCGUCAUUUCUGUCAAUCGACACAUGUCCUUCGUCCUUUCCUUCUUCUCCCGCACGAGUCUGCGGUGUAAAAAAAAAAGAGAUGGCAGUCAUCUUCACAUCGACUACAGUUCCUGGCGAAUGAUGAAGGGGUUUCUAUUAUCCCCUUCCGGUCAGAACAGCAAUUGCUGCCAAAAUAGCGCAAGUAUCGUCCCCUCCCCUUCCUCUUCCUCUUCACAACAUAGGAGAUUAUUGGAUCAACGGAUGUGGUUGACUCAUUUUGCUGAUAAGUAGAGUUUAAUGAUGGAACAGUCGUCUCGAUGAUGCUUCUUCGCGAGCAAGCGAGUCUGAUGUUUCACGAGCAAGCGAGUCUGAUGUUUCACGAGCAAGCGAGUCUGAUGUUGAUUUGGUCUCCUCUCAAACCCAUGCAUCCUAGUGCCUGGACACGGGAGACACUCUUCCUUUCGCAGACUGUCAGAAAGACUGCAAGUCGUGCAUUCAGACUGGUACCGACCUGUGUGCCAGACUACUGACCCGUCAAGCAGACUGUCAGGGACUGUCAGACCAUGUCAGACACAGACUGUUAGAGACUGUCAGGAAAUGCCAGGCACUGUCAGGAACUGUUAGAGACUGCUGGGGGCUGUCAGGGACUGUCAGGGACCGUUAGGGACUGUCUGGGACUGUUAGAGACUGUGAGGGACUGUCAGAGACUGUCAGGGACUGUCAGAGACCGUCAGGGACUGUCAGCUGCCAGAGACUGCCAAGGACUUUGAGAAGCUCCCAUCGACUGUCAGAGACCGUCAGAGACCGUCAGGGAUUGCCAGGGACUGUCAGGGACUGUUGGGAAGGUGCAUUGAAAGAGAGAGAGAGAGAGAGAGUAUCAGUUGUGAAACAAUUCAAACAGGAAGGUUGGUAAUCAGAUUUAUGAGGCAGAUGGUGAUGAUUGCAGGGGACCUUUCAGGAGGCUUCUGCCAAGAUGGCAAUCUAUUUCAAAUCUGCCUGUCCCUGGCGGCGGAGCGUUCAUUAGCGAACGAUGGCUGGGUGACCAAUCGACAAUGGCUCGCGGACAGGGAGAGUAUCGCUUGAUUUUCCAUUUCUCAUUGGCGCAACUUCAUGGUUUUGCCUUUUCACAAACAGCUUUUGGUCUUUUGGAAGAAUAGCAAUUGGCCAGCUUA
Molecule: messenger RNA, 2492 nt
Organism: Chara braunii
Lineage: Eukaryota; Viridiplantae; Streptophyta; Charophyceae; Charales; Characeae
Source: the annotation of a GenBank genome assembly